CAAAAUUACCAAAAUAGUAUGCCAAAUUGCAAUCAUUGUAUUGCAGAUAAUUCGUUCAUAUCUGAAUUAUUUUAGGAAAAUUCAUUUGUAACACUAUAACUGUCCAGUUUUUAGACUUCCAUAACUGUGCAAAAAAGGGAAUAUUCCCUUGUAAGAUAUUUUCUUUUUGGUGUUUACCAUUGUUUUACUUAUUUGUAUCGCUUGAAACACAAUUUAAAAAUGAAGAACCGAUUCAAUACUUACGACAUAGUGUGCAUGGUUGCUGAAUUGCAAAGGCUCGUAGGUAUGAGAGUGAAUCAAGUGUAUGAUAUUGACAAUAGAAGCUAUGUGAUACGCUUACAGAGAUCAGAAGAAAAGUCUGUGCUGUUACUCGAGUCUGGCAAUAGGUUCCAUACAACACAGUUUGAAUGGCCAAAGAAUGUUGCACCGUCAGGGUUUACUAUGAAGCUCCGAAAACAUCUGAAAAACAAACGUUUAGAGAAAUUAAACCAGCUUGGUAUAGACAGAAUAGUGGACUUACAGUUUGGCAGUGGUGAGGCUGCAUACCAUGUUAUACUUGAACUGUAUGAUAGAGGCAAUAUUGUACUGACUGACUGUGAAUGGACUAUACUUAAUGUACUCAGGCCACAUGUGGAAGGUGAUAAGAUUAGGUUUGCUGUCAGAGAAAAAUAUCCACUAGACAGAGCUAAAACUAGUUAUGAGGCGCCCAGUUCUGAUGCUUUGAAGGAAAUACUUAGCAAAAGUAAACCUGGAGACAAUCUCAAAAAGAUACUUAAUCCUAAGUUAGAAUAUGGCGCAGCUGUAAUAGAUCAUGUAUUACAAGAAAAUGGCUUAACAGGCAAUAUGAAGAUUAAUGCAGACCCAAACAAGGGCUUUCAAAUAGAACAACACCUAGAUAAAUUGGUUAAUGCUUUAAAACAGGCUGAAUUGCUCAUUGAUAACGGGAAAAACCAAAUUGCGAAGGGCUACAUAAUUCAAAAGAAAGAAGACCGUCCUAACCCUGAAGGCGGUGGUCCUACUUUCCUGCUUACCAACCAGGAAUUUCAUCCAAUGUUGUACAGACAGAAUGCAGACCAACCCUAUGCUGAAUUCGACACUUUCGACAGGGCUGUCGAUGAGUUCUUCUCAGCUUUGGAAGGACAGAAGAUUGACCUCAAGACAAUACAAGUAGAGCGUGAAGCUAUGAAAAAGCUCCAGAACGUUCGAAAAGAUCACGAAAAGAGGAUAACAGAACUAGAGCGAGUGCAACUGGAGGAUAGAAAGGCUGCCGAGAUGAUAUCUCGGAACGAACCUCUGGUUGAACAAGCAAGGCUGGCCAUCCAAACUGCGAUAGCCAAUCAGAUGUCCUGGGACGACAUACAACUCCUAGUUAAAACUGCCCAAGAUAACAACGAUCCAGUUGCUUCAUCGAUCAAGGAGCUCAAACUUAAAACCAAUCACAUCACGUUGCUACUCAAAGACCCUUACAAUUUUGAUGAAGAUGAUGACGGUGAAGAUGAUGAAGAUGAUGAUGAAGAUGAAGCAAGAAGACUAAAACCAAUGUUGAUCGAUAUAGACCUAUCGUUGACUGCGUUUGCUAAUGCUAGGAGGUACUAUGAUCAAAAGCGUAAUGCAGCAAAGAAACAGCAGAAAACUGUAGAAUCAGCGGGUAAAGCGCUUAAAAGCGCCGAGCGAAAAACAAAGCAGACUUUGAAAGAGGCCCACACGAUCAGCAACAUUACCAAAGCCAGGAAAACUUACUGGUUCGAGAAAUUCUUCUGGUUCAUAUCCUCUGAUAACUACUUGGUCAUAGGGGGUCGCGACCAGCAACAGAACGAGCUACUCGUGAAGCGGUACAUGCGCUCCACAGAUAUCUACGUGCACGCGGAGGUCACGGGAGCCUCCUCCGUCGUCAUCAAGUGUCCCUCCGGCCCUCCGCCCCCCAGGACCCUUAGCGAGGCCGGACAGGCGGCGGUCGCUUACAGCGUGGCUUGGGAAGCUAAAGUGCUGACGCGCGCCUGGUGGGUGUAUGGACACCAGGUAUCCAAGUCUGCGCCAACGGGAGAAUAUUUGACUACCGGCUCUUUUAUGAUCCGCGGCAAGAAGAACUAUCUUGUGCCAGAACAUCUGCAGUUCGGCUUCAGUUUUAUGUUCAGGUUGGAAGACAGCUGUAUAGAAAAGCACCGCGAUGAGAGGAAGUUCAUUGCGGCAGAUGACGCCAGCGAAGUGACCUCCAUCCUGGAUACCGAGGACGAACAGGAAAUUAUAGUUUCCGAUGACGGUGAUGACGAUCCAGCAGAAAAAGACCAAGAUACAAAACCGAAAAGUGCUCUCGAAACGAUAUCUGAAGAGGUACCAAAACUAAAACAACAAGAAGCAACGGAUGUUAAGGUGAAGGAAAAACGAGAAUCAGACAAUAAAGAAAAACAAGAACAACAAGAAACGGAAGAGAAAGAUGACAAUCAAGCUGAGAUUGAUGUUCCGGAAGAGAAUGGGAAAGAUAAUGACUCGGACAGUGACAGCUCCGAGGAUGGAGUUUUAAACACGCAUAUCAAGGUGGACCACGAAACGGGUCAAGUAUUCAUUGCAUCCAAGACCAGGACGAUAUCCGAAGUUUCUGAUAGAAGUGAAGACAAAUCUUAUUCAUUCCCCGCUUUACCCAAGAAGGGCAGCAAACCACUCAAACAGAAGCAGAAUAAAAAAGAACAGAAGAAAGAAGAAAAGAAAGAAGACAAUCAGGGGGUAAAGCGCGGUCAGAAAAGCAAGUUGAAGAAGAUGAAAAAGUAUAAGGACCAGGAUGAAGAAGAUAAAGCUAAGAUAAUGGAACUCCUACAGCCAAAUAAACCUGCGAAGGAAUCAAAGAAGGCACUGAAACAAGCAAGCAAACCAAAAAGCAAAUCUGCCUCGAGGCAACAGAAAAUCCCGCAGCCCGCACCGCUCAUAUUGGAAGCCGAGUCCGAUGGAGAAGAACCGGAGCCCGAGCCGGAGACGGAGCAGGCCGGACCUGAUGCAGACACUGAAAUGCUAUGUCAGCUGACCGGUAGUCCCUUCCCGGAGGACGAACUGUUGUUUGCGGUACCAGUUGUGGCGCCUUACUCCUCGCUGCAUAAUUACAAGUACAAAGUAAAACUGACUCCCGGAACCAACAAGAGAGGUAAAGCAGCUAAAACGGCAGUGCAAGUUUUCCUCAGGGACAAAGCGGGGUCGAACCGGGAGAGAGACCUCCUGAAAGCCGUCAAAGAGGAGAACAUCGCGAGAAACUUUCCAGGAAAGGUCAAACUGUCCGCGCCACAGUUGCACAAAAAGAAGAAAUGAUUAAAAUCAUUAACAAUCGGUUUAACAUCGGGUUAGUUCUUAAUAACAGGACACUAGGAACCCCCUUUAGCACUUUAAUCAUACGACGGCGCCUGGCGACCGUAAAAAUAUGCGUACGCGCACGCGCUGCUAGUCAUACACUAGCGCGCACAGAGUUUUUCGAACAUAGUAGACCUAAAGCAGUAUGAUGUCAUAAAAUGGAAAAUCAACCUUCCAUACCAGUUACGUAAAAAAAUUUGAGUAGGCAGUGCUGGCACGCCACUGGCCAUACAUUUCUGUUUUCUCGCAACCGCAUACACUAGUUGUUUAAGAGCGAGGCAAUUUACUUUAAAAAUUACAAUAAAGUCGAUAACUGUUAGAAAUGUUUUGUUAAAAUUCGAGUGCUCCGAGUCUCGUACGCGGCGAAGCUACACAACAUUUAUAGUUAUUAAAAUUUCUAUGGAACAUGACGUGUUCGGGAAAUAUGAGAAGUUACUACGUAAGGGUAAUUAAUAUCGGAUUUUGAGAAAUGGAUUCUUAUGAAAUGCUUUGUCCAAUUAAGGAUGAUUAUUUUGACAGCUCAAGUCCAUGAAGUUUUGUCUAUUUUGUCUCUUAAAUGUACUACAGACCAUUGUCAUAAAGUGCCAUUGGUUUAGAAAUAUAAUAAAUGGAACGUAAAUUAACUGAAUAAUAAUUCGCACCAGUGGAAAUCGUCGUUUGGGAGGGAAUGUAACUAAACAAGCUGCGCCCCGCUGUGCUACCCGCGGUGAAAGAGUGAUGACUCGUUCACCGUGGCUUUGUUUAAAUUCAAAUUCAAAUUUCAUUUUUUUACAAGUAAGCCUAGUUUAGAAGCACUUUUGAAACGUCAAGUCAUUCUGUUUGUAGUAAUUCUACCACCGGUUCCGAUUCCACCGAGAAGAGCCGGCAAGAAACUCAGCAGAUUGCUCUUUUCCAACAGCAAUUGGUGUAAAAAUAUGACCGUGAAUGACACAUUCGGUGUUUUAUACGAAUGUCCCUGUAAACUAACCUUGGAAAUUUGAUGUUUUUCGUAAUCCAAAAGUAGCCUAUUUUACUCUCCGUCCUUUCAACCAACUCAAAAUAUCAAAUAAAUAUAUAAAAAAAAUUUUAAGCAAUCAGGUGGGAGAAUGAUUAUUUAAAAAUGAUUCGACAGAAUCUCACACUGUUUGGUUCAAUUUUACUCGAAAAACAAAGAAAUGCACAUAACACAAUCAACUAACUAAUCACAAUAUGGCGGCGCAACGCCACUAUUCGACGGUAGACGACAAAAUGACUCCAAACAAAUGUGGCAAUCGCCUUUUAUAGGAAAAUUCCACCACCUUUGGUGCUAGGUUGGAAUUGAUUCCUAACAAUAUAAUGUUAAAUAUCAUGUACAUUUGUUGCUUAGUUACGGCCCGAAGUAGGGAUAAACAAACCAACACACUUUCACAUUCCAAGUUUAAUGCGAAUAAUAAACAUUACAUCAUUUCUAAUAUCUGAGUCAAAAUUACCAUCCACAAUUUGAUAAAGCAUCUAGCAAGGUUCUACGACGUCAUAACAAACCGACAUGGCUGAUGGCGCAUAUGACAGACAAAAAUACGAAAAGAAAAUAAAAGUUUAUGACAAAUCUAUGUAAAAAUCUUAUGUUUUUAUUGCCUGGCACAAAAGUCGUCUAAAAGCAGUAUAUCUGUGUGUUUAUGAGACUUUCGAUAUGAUUUCAUGUUUUUUUGGAAUAACGAGUAUCUUAACAAUAACUAAGGUUUUUUUUUUUAAUCCUGCUCUAUAAAAUCUCUACGAGUAAUUCAUAAAGAUCCUUGAGAAAAAAUAUAGCAUUAUUUAUAUAUGUAUUUAGUUUAGUAAUGUAUAUACAACCGUGCCUUUUUCACUCCGGACUUUUGGUACGAAAUCGUAUCUAAACGUUAGAGUUUUGGUUACUCUUUUUUGUCACCCAGCGACAGUCUUAAGUUACGUGUUCGUUUGUUUUAAUAUUCAAUGCUUCGUUUAUGGUUUCAACACAAAUAUAUAUUUAUCUCUUUGCUGCCUCAUUGGGAAGACUAAGUGAGGUUCGUUAAAUGGAGCCGCGUUUCGCAAGAACAAUAAAAUCGUUCGUGUGUUGCUAGAGUAUGAUACUAACUGGCUCGCUUGUUGAAAUAUGAGCCGUCUAAUAUGGACAUUAGGUUCAAUUUGGCUUGCACCAUCGCAGAAUAGGUAAAUAUUAAGUUAGACGUCUACAAACACUUUUAUCAAUUAAUGCCCACGCUCUUAAAGUCUCAUUAUCAUGAUCAGUUUUGAUGAAGUACUAAUUCGAAUUAACACCAUUUUCAAAAUUUUUAUAUAAGAUUAAGUUUUUUAUUCAUCAUCGUAAUUACUAUGAUACACGAUAAAGUGAAACAGUUCUUAGAUUUUUGCGCUUAAAAUUGCAAUAUUCCCAAAAUCUAUCAUGGCGGAAUAUCUGUUUAUGAUAGCGUUAACAAGUUUGUAUCCCUAAAGAAAAUGUAGUAUUUUUUUACAUGGAAAUGUAUUUGUUUUUACUUCCAAGUUGUUUCUUUUGAUACAAAGUGGGAGUAGAAAUAAACUUCUUAAGAGCCCCUAGUUGCUUGUUUACCAAGAAUCUUACCGUGAUAUUACCGUUAUUGUAGAUAAGAGGAGUUUAAUAAAGUUGAUCGAUCGUA
This is a messenger RNA of Pararge aegeria (speckled wood butterfly), 5942 nucleotides long. RefSeq names its product nuclear export mediator factor NEMF homolog (gene Clbn). The transcript is spliced from 18 exons. Gene Ontology annotation, molecular function: tRNA binding; ribosomal large subunit binding. NCBI's taxonomy places the organism in Eukaryota, Metazoa, Arthropoda, Insecta, Lepidoptera, Nymphalidae. Gene Ontology annotation, biological process: ribosome-associated ubiquitin-dependent protein catabolic process; rescue of stalled cytosolic ribosome. The coding region runs from base 220 to 3294 and encodes 1024 amino acids. Gene Ontology annotation, cellular component: RQC complex. The record is from RefSeq and is a predicted model, not a curated record.